Molecule: messenger RNA, 1086 nt
Organism: Tinamus guttatus (white-throated tinamou)
Lineage: Eukaryota; Metazoa; Chordata; Aves; Tinamiformes; Tinamidae
Gene: ZNF475
Product: zinc finger protein 475
Source: RefSeq, a predicted model, not a curated record
AUCCAUUCUCUGCAGCAAAGGAUCAAAUUUAUGUGCCAGUACCUUGUCUGGAUUUUCAAGUUUGUUACAUCUGUGAUCAUGAACUUGUCUUCCAGUAAACACUGAAUCAGAAAUGCUUGGAAGAAGGAUGUCAUGGAGAUAAAAAAACAGGUUUCAUCAUCCAGUGGGUCAGAUUUUGCUGUAACUUCUUUGCCAGAAAUAGUGUAUCUUGAAGCAGGCCCCAAGAAAAGACGACCAGGUACUGCAGUAAUAUCAAAACAGUUAGAUUCUUCAAACAUGUCUAAGACACCACUGAAUCGACCGGUCAUCCCACCAAGAAGACCUGGCUUUAGAGUGUGUUAUAUCUGUGGCAGAGAAUUUGGAUCCCAGUCUAUCUCUAUACAUGAACCGCAGUGCCUAGAGAAGUGGCGUAUUGAAAAUGAUCAGCUACCAAAGCAUCUCCGAAGAAUGGAGCCCAGGAGACCUGAGGCCCAUGCUCGUGAUUCCUGUACGCUUACAGCUGAAAAUGAGGCAGCAUACCAGAGUGCUCAAGACCAGCUCCUGCCUUGUGAGAGCUGUGGCAGGACGUUUCUUCCUGAUCGUCUCACUGUACACCAAAAGAGUUGCAAAGGAAAUAGCAGUGGGGUUUCAUGUUCUAAACCCCAUAAAUCUGGUAAGGGCCCAAGUUUUGGGUCUGGCUCAACACGUACUGGUCUGUCUGGUGAAGGUCAGCAGAAGAGUGGGGCGGCACCAGCCAUAUCAGACAAGCCACCAGUGAUAAGACGGCCACCAACAAUUAUUUGUUAUAUAUGUGGCCGUGAGUAUGGAACAAAAUCUAUCAGUAUCCAUGAGCCACAAUGUCUGAAGAAAUGGCAUCAGGAGAAUGACAUGCUACCCAAGCAUUUGAGAAGGCCCGAACCCAGAAAGCCUGAAGUCAGUUACAUACAAGCCAAAGGUUUCUAUGAUCUUGAUUCUUUAAACAACGCUGCCUGGAUCAGCGCCCAGAACCAGCUAGUUCCAUGUGAUAUUUGCGGGCGUACUUUCCUUCCAGACAGACUGAUCGUCCACCAGAAGUCGUGUAAACCGAAACCUGCAAAGUAAAGUGUA